CCGCAUCAUCUAAGAUUAUGGACAAGCCCAGCCUAACGGUUUGAAGUGUCACUUUGAACGCCUGCUAAACAUGCUUCCAUGUCUUAUCUGCCAGCCAAUUCUUCUCUGCUUCCUACUCCCCUACUUCCUCUAGUUACCGGGAAAAUCUUCGCCAUUGCGCAGAUUCAAAUUUGGGUUUAACUUCCCGUGAUCGUGGACGAUGAGCAAUUCAUCACCAGCUCAUUCUUCGGUAUCUGCAGCCACCAGCGCCGGAGGUGGAGGUGGACAGGGUGGAAGCAGCAGCAAUGCUGCAUUGGCUUCCGACGAUAACUCAUCCUUCCAUUUCCCUACCGAUCUCAUCUCUGCUCAAGAUCGCAAGGAAGAAGCACUCCUUGUUCUGAAAAACGAUUUAAUGUCUGCGCUUAACAAGGAGGUUAAGUCCAUAGAUGAGGAUAACUGGAAGUUUGCCGGACCUCGCUCCCAAAUCCACCUCAUUUCAAGACCAGGUGGGUUUCUACAUAAGCAGACAGAAGCUGCAAAGCAGUGGAAUUUGGCUCAUCCAAAAUGAUCAGUUUUUAAAAUGUUUUAAGUGUGAGUGCUUGUAUGUGCAUUUUAUUUUGUAUCCUUUGCCAUGUCUGUAAAUGAAAAUCCGUUCUUCUUGGUGCUAUUGACGUACUUCUGCACCUAUUAAUUAUCAAUAGAUGGAUACUGGACUCUUUGUUUUCAA
Messenger RNA from Macadamia integrifolia, 706 nucleotides. RefSeq names its product protein SAMBA. The record is from RefSeq and is a predicted model, not a curated record. Gene Ontology annotation, biological process: negative regulation of organ growth. Gene Ontology annotation, molecular function: anaphase-promoting complex binding. The transcript has 3 exons. The coding region runs from base 200 to 547 and encodes 115 amino acids. Lineage: Eukaryota; Viridiplantae; Streptophyta; Magnoliopsida; Proteales; Proteaceae.